Messenger RNA from Jatropha curcas, 2570 nucleotides. The record is from RefSeq and is a predicted model, not a curated record. Lineage: Eukaryota; Viridiplantae; Streptophyta; Magnoliopsida; Malpighiales; Euphorbiaceae.
UAACAAAUAUUUCACUUGCAGUUGGAGAAGGAGGCUGUUGCUAAAGGUGUUCCGAUAGGACAAGCUCUUGACAUAGACAUUCCGCCUCCACGUCCUAAAAGGAAACCAAGCAAUCCCUACCCUCGGAAAACAGGUGUGGGGCCUAUACCUUCUCAGGUGCCAGCAAAGGAUGGAAAGCUUAAUUCAGCUCCUUUUCCACAUUGUAAACAACUGCUGGACUUGGAGAAAGAACCACUUCCUGAGAAACCCAAUGGAGAUGAGAAUGCAAAAGAAAACCAGGACAACAAUUGCUCAGAAGCCUUUAUGCUUCUCCAAGAAGUUCACUGUUCCUCUGUGUCUUCAGUGAAUAAAAAUUCUGUACCAACAACAGAGGUGCUAAAACAUUCAUGCUCUUUUAGGGAGUUUGUACCUUCACUGAAGGAGGUGGUAAAUCAGGGUGCAACUAAUGAAUCCUUUAUCACCAUUGAACUGGCAAGAAAUCAGAAGCUGGAUAAGCCUGAUGACAAGAAGACAGUUCAGGAUAAUUGCACUAAUAUAGCUGCAAAGUUGGAAUCCUGCCCUUUUCAUGAGAAAUUAAGUCAGGGAAAGAAAUCAGAUGAACUCAACAACGCAUUGCCAGCAGAUGAGAUGGAAGCCAUGCAGAAUUAUCCUAGACACGUCCCUGUACAUGUUUUAGAUGGGAGCUUGGGCACAUGUAUGCAAACUCCUCCCUCAGAUUUGUCAUUCCAGGACUCCAUAUUUCACCCAGUAAGAGAAGUUCAAGGGACCCCCAAUCUGUUCUCACAUCCAGCUGCAUCUGCUACUACUGAACAACAAAGUAAUGUGCCAAGAUCUUCUACACAUCAAUCAUAUCAUACUUUUCCUCCUUCCUUUACUCCAACUCACCAUAAUCAAGAUGACUAUAGAUCAUUUCUCGACAUGUCCUCCACAUUUUCGAGUCUUAUUGUAUCUACACUCUUACAAAACCCUGCAGCCCAUGCUGCAGCAAGCUUUGCAGCUACAAUUUGGCCCUAUGCUAAUGUGGAAAGUUCUGCAGAGUCUCAACCAUGUGCCCAAGGAGGUUUUCCAUCAAGGCAAAUGAACACUGUUCCCAGUAUGGCAGCUAUUGCUGCUGCCACAGUGGCAGCAGCGACUGCAUGGUGGGCAGCCCAUGGACUACUUCCCUUAUGUGCUCCUCUUCAUGCUGCCUUUACCUGCCAUCCUGCCUCUGCAACUGCAGUUCCAUCAGUGGAUCCUGGCCAGUUGACUGCAGCAAAGAUGGAAAGAAAGGAAACUAAUCUUGAAAAUCCUCGUCUGCAAGAUCAACAACUGGAUGUAGAACACUCUGAAGCUUUGCAAGCUCAAAAUUCAGCUUCUAAAUCACCAACGAUGUCAUUGUCAGACUCUGAAGAGAGUGGAGGUCCAAAUCAAAAUACCGGAUCAAAAACUACUGAUAAAGAGAUGGUUGCAACAGCACCUGAGAUCCAUGACGAGAGCAAAGUGAAAAACAGAAAACAGGUUGAUCGUUCUUCGUGUGGUUCAAACACAUCAUCAAGCAGUGAAGUAGAGACAGAUGCAUUAGAGAAGCUUGAAAAAGGCAAGGAAGAGACAAAAGAAACUGAUACAAAUCAUCUAGCCAUUGAGUCUAGUAGCCGUCGCAGUAGAAGUAAUAGCAGCAUGAGUGAUUCGUGGAAGGAGGUCUCUGAAGAGGAUUUCAAGUCUUUCAUCCAAAUGAACCUGGGGCGGCUGGCUUUUCAAGCUCUCUUUUCCAGAGAGGUAUUGCCACAAAGCUUCUCUCCUCCACAUGAUCAGCAGAAUGAGGCUCACCAGAAGGAUGAUGUUGAAGAAGACAAGCAGAACAGAGAUGAAAUAGAUAGAAAUGCAACAUUGUUGAAUCUCAACAGCAUGACAUGGGGAUCCUGUAUGAGCAAUCUUGAAGUGGGGAAGAACACAUUGACUAAAUGUGAAAACAAUGGGAAGGAGGGACUCCUGACAAUCGGGCUUGGAAAUGGAGGGCUAAAGGCUCGCCGAACAGGAUUUAAACCUUACAAAAGAUGUUCAAUGGAGGCAAAAGAAAGCAGGGCCAUAACUGCCAGCAGCCAAGGUGAGGAGAAAUGCCCCAAGAGAAUACGUGUGGAAGGGGAAGCUUCAACUUGAUAUUGCAUGCUUAAACGAAGGAAAGCUUUGUUUCUGCAUGUAAUUUUAUUAUUUACUUCCCCAUUUAUCUAUUUACCUUUUCUCUUUGAAUUAAAGUAUCUGCAGAUCACGAGACUAUUUCGUGCAAUGUGUGUACCAUAUAUAUCUACUUUAGCUUAUUUACUUUCUUGAACCGUGCAACUGCAUUUAAAAAACUCCGUUAAAUAGACUUAGAUAAGAACCAAGUAUCUAAUGGGCCCUGAUCUGGCCCAUUUCGUCCAGAGGUAGUGUGUAUUACUAUUUACAUCUGUAUUUCCUAGACUUCCAUUUUUCCUCGCAUUGGGGCUAACAAAGCAAGUCAUGCGUCCAUGUGCUUGUUUGCUUCAUUGCAGCUGAUGCGGUGAGAAAUGGAAUUUAACCUUCUCAUCAAAUAUCUUCUGAUUGUUGUACUAUCA